UGAUAUUGGCUUUAGGCGACCGGAGUAUAGCCGGAGAAGGUGAAGUCGAGGUGAGGGAAAUAAAUUGGGUCGCGAAGAGAGAAGAAGAGAUCGCGCUGAGGGAAAUAAAUCAAGGAAGUACUGGAGGAGGAGGAAGUGUAGUCGUCGGUGGUCGCGAUCCUUGUUCAUUCUAGCGGAAAGCAAGAGUGAAGAAGAUGGAGAGUCGCUGUCUAGAACAGGAAGAGCCAAGUCCUAGAGAAGAAGAGAGAAAGAACAAUUUAUUUUUUUAGGAAAAAGACACAUAUGGGAGGAGGAGGAGGAAAGAGAGCGCAACGGUGAAUAUCUACCUACUACUAGUACUAUUAUUACCUAAAUCAACAUGGCAGAGGUUUUAUUCUCGACUCAGUCCGUGGCAGUCCACCUUCUCUAACUUCAACUGUUUCUCCGGAUCUGUUUCUACCCGGCGUGCCAUGGGCAGGAUGGGCCGUGGAAAGAGUUAUUCUGCAAAUUCCAACGACUACAAGCUCCUCGAGGAGGUCGGCUAUGGUGCCAGCGCCACUGUUUAUCGGGCCAUCUAUCUUCCAUUCAACGAACUUGUCGCCGUCAAAUGCUUGGAUCUCGAUCGCUGCAACAGCAAUCUCGAUGAUAUUCGUAGGGAAGCUCAAAUUAUGAGCUUGAUAGAUCAUCCCAAUGUUAUAAAAGCUCAUUGUUCUUUUGUUGUUGACCACAGUCUGUGGGUUGUCAUGCCUUUCAUGGCUGAAGGAUCUUGCCUGCAUCUCAUGAAAAUGGCAUAUCCAGAUGGAUUUGAGGAGUCUGCUAUAUGUUCUAUCCUCAAAGAAACUCUCAAGGCCUUGGAGUAUCUGCAUCGGCAUGGCCACAUCCAUCGUGAUGUUAAGGCUGGAAAUAUAUUACUCGAUAGUAAUGGCGACGUAAAACUGGGUGAUUUUGGGGUUUCUGCUUGCAUGUUUGACAAAGGUGAUAGACAACGAUCCAGAAACACUUUUGUUGGAACUCCGUGUUGGAUGGCACCAGAGGUUCUGCAGCCAGGAACUGGAUAUGACUUUAAAGCUGAUAUAUGGUCAUUUGGAAUUACAGCGUUGGAGUUAGCUCAUGGUCAUGCACCCUUUUCAAAAUAUCCUCCAAUGAAGGUUCUCUUGAUGACCAUACAAAAUGCUCCUCCAGGGCUUGACUAUGACCGGGACAAGAAGUUCUCUAAGUCUUUCAAAGAAAUGGUUGCCAUGUGCUUGGUGAAAGAUCAAACAAAAAGGCCCAGUGCAGAGAAGUUGUUAAAACAUUCAUUUUUCAAGAAUGCUAAGCCUCCAGAGGUUUCGGUGAAGAAACUUUUUUCUAACUUGCCUCCACUAUGGGAUCGAGUGAAAGCACUUCAGUUGAAAGAUGCCGCUCAACUAGCUUUGAAGAAAAUGCCUUCAGCAGAACAAGAAGCUUUGUCACAGAGUGAGUAUCAACGAGGUGUUAGUGCUUGGAACUUUGACAUUGAAGAUUUAAAAAUUCAAGCAUCCCUGCUACAAGAUGAUGACGGAAUACAAGAAUUCAAAGAAGAAGACGAAUGCAUGAAAUUUGGUGUUAAUAACAAGGAUGUACCCAAUAUGAAAUGUGGUGUUGGCAAAUCAAAUUCUAAAAGUGACAUUGUCUUCAGUGAACUCAUAAAUGUUGGUGAAGCUCAAUCCUUGUGCUUUAACGAUAAAAGAAAAACUCCAGAAAUUGAGUUGCUUGAUUCUAAAAUAAGUCCAGAGAAAGAUAUUGUUCAACAAAAAUCAAGAACUACAGGGAAGAACCGUCAGAGUCAGAGUGGACCCUUAAUGCCUGGUGUUGUGCUAACUCACUCAACAUCAGAAAUGACACGUGCCUUUGAGAGAUUCGAGAAUAAUAGUCAAUCACUAGUUGACAAAAACCAACAUGACAUCCGAAGAGCACCAAGUUUUAGCGGUCCACUGAUGCUUCCAAACCGAGCUUCUGCAAACAGUUUGUCAGCUCCAAUAAAGUCAUCAGGAGGGUUCAGAGAUUCACUGGAAGACAAGACAAAGUCCAAUUUAGUUCAAAUAAAAGGGCGAUUCUCAGUCACAUCAGAGAAUGUUGACCUUGUAAAGGACAUUCCAUUAUGUACAGUUCCUCGGUGUUCUCAGGGUUCACCAUUAAGAAAGUCUGCUAGUCUUGCUAGUGUUGGAGACUGGAUCUUUGAUGCCAGACAAAUGCCAACUAAAGAAGUUUGCAACACUAACAUGGUUACAUCACUUUUGAUGCCGCAUCUUCAGAACCUUCUUCAACAAACAUCUAUUCAACAGGAAUUGAUUGUAAAUAUGUUGAAUAACUUACAACCUGGUGAGAUAGUAGAAGGUGAGUGGAAGGAAGCAUCUCCAAAUGGAAAGCUACCCCCAUUACCUCGGAGUUCAGAUAGCAACGGAAAUGUGGUGGAAUCAGUAGUUUCGGAUAGAGAAGGUGUGUUGCUUCUGAAGAUCUCUGAGCUUCAAGCUAGGAUGAGGGAGUUGACCGAGGAGUUGAGUGUGGAGAAACAAAAAUACUUGCAUAUGCAUCAGCAGUUGAGUGCUCUAACCAUUCAGGAGGAAGAAACAGAUAGCACGAGAGAGACAGAGGCGGUGGAUGCUUGAAAUAUAUAUAUGUCCUUGUCUACUACUACUACUAGUAGUGUUUAAUUAAUAUCAAAACAUGUAAAGUGAGUGAGGCCAUCAAUCAUCAUGUGUAUAUAUAUAUAUUCAAUUCAGGUAAGAGUUUGAUUGGUGAUAGCA
Molecule: messenger RNA, 2744 nt
Organism: Impatiens glandulifera
Lineage: Eukaryota; Viridiplantae; Streptophyta; Magnoliopsida; Ericales; Balsaminaceae
Product: serine/threonine-protein kinase BLUS1-like
Exons: 22
Coding region: 450-2606 (718 amino acids)
Biological process (GO): protein phosphorylation
Molecular function (GO): protein serine/threonine kinase activator activity; protein kinase activity; ATP binding
Source: RefSeq, a predicted model, not a curated record